CGAUUACGAUCGAUGACUGAUAUCUGAAUCAUCAGCUGGCUUUUAUCUCACCGAAGAAGAAGCAUUGAUUAAGAUAAUGUACCACGGCGGCUACACUGCUGAAAUUACAAGAUUAUCUCCAAAAGCUACGGAGAAGGAUGUUGACUUUUUGGCAUAUUGCGGUUCAAUUCAGCAUGUUGGAAUCAUCAGAUGCGGGGAUGACUCGUGCACAGCAUAUGUGACUACAUUUGAAGAUCCAUAUUCGCUGCAAACUGCGGUUUUACUCUCAGGAGCUAUGAUUGUUGAUCUGUCUGUAUGCAUAUCAAGGUGGGGAUCGUACAUGGACGAUGCAUAUCCUUCGGAUGGUUCAAAAUCGCGAUUUAUUUUGACACCCGGAGAAGCUGUAUCUGUUGUCAAAACGAUGCUGGGCAAGGGAUAUGUUUUGGACAAAGAUGCCAUUAUGAAGGCCAAAGAGCUGGACGAAUCCUAUCGGCUCUCAGCUACUGCAGCAGCCAAAGUUGCUGAGCUUAGCAAUAGAAUCGGCCUUACCAAAGACAUCAACACCAGCAUGGAAACUAUAUUAUCAAUGGAUGAGAAGUAUCAUGUUUCAGAUAUCACCAAGUCCGUUGCAUUAGCUACCGGGAAAGCAGCUUUAAUGGCGGUGACUUUUACCGGGAGAAUUGCUGUAGCCGCUGCCAAUGCUGUAGUCAAUAGCAGCUACUUCUCCAAGGGGGCGCUUUGGGUUUCCGAUAAGUUGAGAUGUGCCGCCCAAGCUGCUGCCGAUUUUGGUAGCCAUGAAAAUACGUAAACAAAUGCGUAAAAUUCAAGCGAUAGCUGUAACAUGUCUGAAAAAGAAAAGGAAAUAUGACAUGUAUAACAUUUUGUGUGGAAUCUGGAUUUUGC
Messenger RNA from Hibiscus syriacus, 882 nucleotides. Its product is annotated as protein vip1-like. NCBI's taxonomy places the organism in Eukaryota, Viridiplantae, Streptophyta, Magnoliopsida, Malvales, Malvaceae. The record is from RefSeq and is a predicted model, not a curated record.